UAAUAGCACUUGUAAAUCAAUAUCUUUCAUCACCUUUCCUUAUCUUCGUUCAAAUCUUUACCAGCAGACGACGCAAAGAUUUGCCAACUCCCUGUGCCUGUCGGUGUAGUUAAAAGCACAUAGGCGUGCUAGUAUAAGGUUCAUUCUGUACAAUUCGUGCUUUCGCAGAGUGUUGCAGUAGACGACGUGGCUAAACAAGGACAGUAUGUGUGGAAUCUUUGCAUAUCUGAACUACCUUACUCCAAAGACCCGACGUGAGAUUUUGGAACUUCUUGUGAAUGGGCUCAAGAGGCUUGAAUAUCGUGGGUAUGAUUCUGCUGGAGUGGCUCUAGAUGGUGCUGAUGGCAAAGAUAUUUCUAUUGUGAAGAAGAGUGGCAAAGUGAAGGCUUUGGAAGAUGAGAUCCUUGCAAGAGUAAAGGAGUUAGAUUUUGAUGGCACCACAACCUGUCAUGUUGGAAUUGCUCAUACUCGUUGGGCCACGCACGGUGUUCCUAGUGAAGUUAAUUCUCAUCCCCAACGCUCUGAUGCCAACCACGCUUUUCUAGUUGUGCACAAUGGUAUUGUUACAAACUACAAGGAUUUGAAAAUGUUCCUCUUGAAGAAGGGCUACCAGUUUGAAUCGGAGACAGACACAGAAGUCAUCGCUAAGCUGGUGUACCACAUCUAUUUGCAGAACCCAAAUUGUUCUUUCAGGGAACUGGUAGAGCAAGUGAUUCAGCAGCUUGAAGGAGCAUUUGCUUUAUGCUUUAAAAGUAAGCAUUUCCCUGGAGAAUGUGUUGCAACUCGUCGAGGUAGCCCUCUGCUGGUUGGAAUAAAAGCUAAGACUCGUCUGGCUACAGAUCAUGUACCAAUUCUGUACAGCAAAGAUGAAAACACUGUAACAACAGAUGCAGAAUCACAAAACCCAGACCACCGACCACAUGGCAGAGGUGACUUGCCGAUUCUUCCCCGUUCUGACUCAACGGCAGAGUUCCAGCCCCUGGAAGAUAAGGAAGUGGAAUACUUCUUUGCUUCGGAUGCUAGCGCUGUCAUUGAGCAUACAAACAAGGUUAUCUUCUUGGAGGAUGAUGAUGUAGCUGCAGUGAAGGAAGGCUCCUUAAGUAUUCAUCGACUUAGAAGAUCACUUGAUGACUCACAUUCUCGUGAAAUCAUCACACUUAAAAUGGAAAUCCAGCAAAUUAUGAAAGGAAACUACAGCUCAUUUAUGCAGAAAGAAAUUUUUGAACAACCGGAGUCUGUAGUGAACACCAUGAGAGGACGUCUUAACUUUGAGACUCAGGCUGUUAUUCUUGGUGGUAUAAAGGAAUACAUACCUGAAAUCCGCCGCUGCAGACGCUUGAUGAUUAUUGGAUGUGGAACAAGCUAUCAUAGUGCAGUUGCAACAAGACAGCUGCUGGAGGAACUCACAGAACUUCCAGUUAUGGUAGAAUUGGCAUCUGACUUUCUUGAUAGAAACACUCCUGUGUUCAGAGAUGAUGUUUGUUUUUUCAUAUCACAGUCUGGUGAAACAGCGGACACACUAAUGGCUCUUCGUUACUGUAAGAAUCGUGGAGCUCUCAUUGUCGGCAUCACCAACACAGUCGGCAGCUCCAUCUGUAGAGAGUCACAUUGUGGUGUUCACAUCAAUGCUGGCCCUGAGAUUGGUGUCGCAUCAACCAAAGCUUAUACUUCACAGUUCAUCUCGCUUGUAAUGUUUGCUCUGGUUAUGAGCGAAGAUAGGAUAUCUCUCCAGGCUCGCCGAUCAGAGAUUAUCAAGGGGUUGCAGCAUCUGCAUGAACAGAUUAGAGAGGUUUUGAAUCUUGACGAGCAAGUGAAAGAACUAGCUAAAGACCUGUACCAACACAAAUCAUUGCUUAUCAUGGGACGAGGCUAUAAUUAUGCAACAUGUAUGGAAGGAGCUCUUAAAGUAAAAGAAUUGACGUACAUGCACAGUGAAGGUAUCAUGGCUGGAGAACUGAAACACGGACCUCUUGCACUUGUUGAUAAUAAAAUGCCUGUUAUCAUGAUUGUCACAAGAGAUCCUGUUUAUGUGAAAUGCAUGAAUGCCCUGCAGCAAGUAACAGCACGUGAAGGAAGGCCCAUAAUCAUAUGUGAGAAGGGAGAUAAGGAGACCAAAAGUUUUGCAUCCAGAACACUUGAGGUUCCACAUACUGUGGAUUGUCUUCAGGGUAUUUUGACUGUUAUCCCAAUGCAGCUUCUUUCUUAUCAUAUUGCUGUACUCAGAGGUUGUAAUGUGGAUUGUCCAAGGAACUUGGCAAAAUCUGUCACUGUGGAAUAAUAGCCAUGUCUAUGUUCAAGUAGCUGAUUUAGCACUGAAAGAAAGAAGAUGAACUAUUUGUACUUUACAUCUGAUCAUGUACAUAAUCUGUCUUGACAUCGAUUAACAAUUUCAAAAUUUAUAUAUUCUGUUGAUUUUAUGUUUUGGAAAAUAUGAAUGAUGUUAAAAAUGUACAGUGAAAUCUGGAAAGUUUAUAAAUACUGUGUGUUGGCCAAAUUGCAUGAAAUUCUGUGCUAAAAGGACAGACUAUGGUGAAUUGGUGAUCUACUUAGGUUGAUUACCCUUCUAUAGUACCACAAGUGGUUAACAGGCAUAUUACUGUGAAGUAUAAUAAUCUGUGUUUACGUUGUCUGUCCUCUUGGAUUCUGUAUCACUUUGCAUUACUAAAAUAGUAAUUGUUCUUGUAAAUCCAUUCCUUCCUAUUUAGUUGAAAUGGCAAUACAUAUAAUUUAUAAUGGUAAAUUCUAUUGGUGGCCAAAUGACUAUAGUUUUGUAAGUAAAAUGGAUACUAAUGGGUUGCAUUUUGGGCAUCUAUGGAUACAUUUCUUGUUUGACAUAAAAGAUUCAUUUUUGUUUAAUAGUAAUAUACAUUCUGUAAAUAACUAGUGGUAUAGUAUGCAUGUUGGUUAUGUGAGUGUGUAUGUGUAUUGAAUGCAUUUGUAUAUGUGUGACAGGUUUGUAGAUGAAUUAUGUUGUGUGCUUUUAUGACUUGGAAACAAUGAAUAGAUGAUCAUUAAGCAGCAGGUGUUAACAUAUAGUCAGUAGCAUAUUAAUAAGGGAUCAAUCAGGUUUAUAAAUCAACAUUUAUAUCUAAAAUUUGUUUAGAGAUCAGUACAUAAUCAUUUGGAUAUUAAUUUAAAUGUGUUUUAAUUAAUACAGACAUUAUUUAGCACUGUUAACUGGUAGAUAGUUGCAUGAGUUAAUAUUGUCCAAGAAGUAUGAAAAUAGAAAAAUUGAUAUUUUGUGCAGUAUGUAAGAUACAUUUUAUAACUGUUCUGCCAGAGGCAUUUCCAAUUUAACUCAUUGCUUUAAAUCAUGAAUAUUUGUAUAUAUAACUCAUUUUAUUUGGACUGUGGUAUAUUUCCUCUUCGCUUUACCCUAAAAUAAAGCUGUUAUAUUUCUUGUGAAAAGUUUUUAAGUUUUAAAUACAUUCCAGUAAGAGAUUUA
This is a messenger RNA of Zootermopsis nevadensis, 3445 nucleotides long. RefSeq names its product glutamine--fructose-6-phosphate aminotransferase [isomerizing] 2. Gene Ontology annotation, biological process: protein N-linked glycosylation; UDP-N-acetylglucosamine metabolic process; carbohydrate derivative biosynthetic process. Gene Ontology annotation, molecular function: L-glutamine:D-fructose-6-phosphate transaminase (isomerizing) activity; carbohydrate derivative binding. The record is from RefSeq and is a predicted model, not a curated record. NCBI's taxonomy places the organism in Eukaryota, Metazoa, Arthropoda, Insecta, Blattodea, Termopsidae.